AGACACAAUGAACUACAAAAAUGAAUAAGAUGGUAUUUGCUAAUGCGCUGGGGUACGAUUCUGGGGACGACCGAAAAUGGUCAAUCGGGGCUGGAAGACCAUUCCCACCAGAUCUUCCAGACCGACAAUAUUAUCUCGUCGACUUUGAUGGACCAGAUGAUCCUCUGAAUCCUCAGAAUUGGCCGUCGUCAACAAAACUUAUAUCCUCUAUAUUAGCUUGCACUGGUACAUUCAUCGCUGCGUUAAACAGUGCCAUGUUUUCUCCCGGGAUUGAUAAGGCUAGCCGUGAUUUUGGCGUGGGAAGAGAAGUGAUAAAUCUUGGUACAAGUCUCUUCGUUCUGGGCUUUGCCACGGGCCCAAUGAUCUGGGCGCCAAUGUCUGAAGUCGUGGGUAGGAAAUGGCCUUUAGUCAUUGCAAUCUUCGGAGAUGGGAUAUUCACGAUUUCCGGUGCUGUUGCGAAAGAUGUUCAAACACUUAUCAUCUGUCGAUUCUUUUCUGGCGUCUGUGGUGCUAGUCAAAUGACCGUGGUCCCAGGUGUGGUGGCCGACCUUUAUGAUAAUACAUAUCGCGGUAUUGCCAUGGCUGUGUAUGCUUUGACAGUAUUCGGGGCACCGUUCAUCGCGCCUAUCACUGGUGGGUUUACGGCAUCGAGUUAUCUUGGUUGGAGAUGGACGUUGUAUAUCCCUUCAUUUCUUGCCUUUGCGUGCGGCACGCUUUCUCUCUUCUUCUUGAAGGAGACAUAUGCUCCUUGCGUUCUCAUACAAAAGGCUUCUUCGCUUCGCAAAAGUUCAGGGAACUGGGGCAUUCAUGCAAAGCAAGAAGAGAUCGAGUUUGAGAUUGGUGUUUUGGCUGAUAAAUAUUUACUACGGCCUCUGAGAUUGCUUGCUACCGAGCCCGUGCUUCUUCUGAUAUCGAUCUAUAUGUCGUUCAUCUAUGGCUUGGUCUAUGCCAUGCUGCAGGCGUAUCCUUACGUUUUUCAAAACAUACAUGGCAUGACGCCUGGUGUUGCUGGUUUGAUGUUUAUUGGGCUUUUCAUUGGUGUUGUCCUGGCGCUUGGUUUUAUUCUCUCGCAAUACGGACAGUACAUCGAGAAGUUAGAAAAGAAUGGAAACGUUCCUGUCCCUGAAUGGCGGCUGGGUCCAACCAUGGUAGGAGCCCCUGUAUUCGCUGUUGGACUUUUCUGGUUUGGCUGGACUGGUUUUACCACCCAAAUCCACUGGGCGGUGCCUGCAGUGGCCGGAAUAUUCAUUGGCUUCGGCAUACUCUGCAUUUUCCAGCCGUGUUUCAACUAUCUUGUGGAUGCCUAUUUGCCAAUCGCCGCCUCUGCCGUAGCAGCCAAUGUAAUGCUUCGGUCAGCCUUUGCAUCAAGCUUCCCCUUAUUCACUCGACAAAUGUUCGAGAACAUGAAAGUGCAAUGGGCAUGCACUCUUCUCGGCUGUUUGGCUACAAUGUUGGUUCCGAUCCCGUUUUUAUUCAAUACAUUUGGAGAGAGACUCCGAAAUAAGACCCGAUAGAAGCUAAGUUUCUCGUCGGUAGGUGUUUGUUUGAUGCGUGUUGUUCCUCCCUCCUAUAAAAAAGAAUCUGCUUUCUUUCAAACUUCUGACUAAACAGCCAUGUCGCAAUAACGAAUUGGCUGGAGCACUCUGCACACAUUUAUACCUAAUUUUUUCUUCUGAGUCUUGAGCGAAGCAAGGGAAGACGGCUUGUGAGUCUUAUAGAUUUCUGUUAUAUAGAUCCCUGUCUCAUCUGCGGAAAAGGUGCCCAGCACACCUCGAUACAUAAUAGACAAAAUACAUAAUUAAUAUAGAGUUAUUUCAU
Messenger RNA from Talaromyces stipitatus ATCC 10500, 1818 nucleotides. Its product is annotated as bicyclomycin resistance protein, putative. The record is from RefSeq and is a predicted model, not a curated record. Gene Ontology annotation, biological process: transmembrane transport. The transcript is spliced from 4 exons. NCBI's taxonomy places the organism in Eukaryota, Fungi, Ascomycota, Eurotiomycetes, Eurotiales, Trichocomaceae. Bases 21 to 1514 code for a protein of 497 amino acids. Gene Ontology annotation, molecular function: transmembrane transporter activity.